AGUGAACACGCUCCAAGUGGAGCGGAAGUGACGUCAGCUGAUGCGUUCUUAUUGUUGAAGAGCGUUAGUCGUGUUAAAGAGCGAUUUGUUAAAUUCCAUCAUGCCCGAACGCGAAUCUGAAGUGUAUUCUAAUCCUCUGGCUCCAGACGGUCAUGAGGUAGAGGAUCAUCGAUCAGCGCUGCAAUCCAAGCUGACCAAUGAUGACUUCAGGAAGCUUCUGAUGACCCCUAGAGCCACCCCAUCCUCAGCUCCGCCCUCCAAAUCACGCCAUCAUGAGAUGCCACGGGAAUAUAAUGAGGAUGAGGAUCCUGCAGCUCGCAGACGGAAAAAGAAAAGUUACUACGCUAAACUGCGACAGCAGGAGAUGGAGAGAGAGCGUGAGUUGGCAGAAAAAUAUCGCGAUCGUGCUCGAGAGAGACGUGACGGCGUUAAUAAAGACUAUGAGGAGACGGAGCUCAUCAGCACCACUGCAAACUACAGAGCCGUGGGGCCCACUGCAGAGGCUGACAAAUCUGCGGCUGAGAAGAGGCGUCAGUUGAUCCAGGAAUCCAAGUUCUUGGGUGGUGAUAUGGAGCACACUCACUUGGUGAAGGGUUUGGAUUUUGCCCUGCUACAGAAGGUCAGAGCUGAAAUCACUAGUAAGGAGAGAGAAGAGGAAGAUAUGAUCGAAAAAGUGCAAAAAGAAGUCAAGAAAGAUGAAGAUCCAGAGCAGAAGAUUGAGUUCAAGACUCGUCUGGGUAGGAACAUUUACCGCAUCCUGUUCAAAGGUCGUCAGAUGGAGCGAAACGAGCUGUUCCUACCUGGUCGAAUGGCGUAUGUGGUGGAUCUGGAGGACGAGUACGCAGACACAGACAUCCCAACCACCCUCAUUCGCAGCAAAGCUGAUUGCCCCACCAUGGAGGCUCAGACGACACUCACAACCAAUGACAUCGUCAUCAGCAAACUGACGCAGAUCCUGUCAUAUCUGAGGCAGGGCACACGCAACAAGAAACUCAAGAAGAAGGACAAAGUGCGUCUGGAUGAGAAGAAAGCCCUAGAGGCAGACCUGAGCAUCUUCGAUGACAUAGGAGACUACAUCCCCUCCACCUCUAAAAGCAGCAGAGACAACGAGAAGGAGCGCUACUGUGAGAAAGAGAGAGAGAGAGAGAAGGAUCGUGAGCGAGAGAGGGAGAGAGAGAGAGAUCGGGAUGAAGAGAAAAGACGACACAGUUACUUUGAGAAGCCUCGUGCUGAUGAGGAGGCCAUGGACAUCGCUAAAGGUCCAGGCUCCGUAAAGGACCAGAUCAAGUUGAUCAAUGAGAAGUUUGCUGGAACCACUCAUUGGCAAGGACAGGAAUCUGGAAACAGAUGUGAGGAGAAGAAACAUCUUGGAGAUUUCUUUGGGAUGUCAAACAGUUACGCUGAAUGCUACCCUGCUACAAUGGAUGAUCUGGCUGUGGACAGUGAUGAAGAGGUGGACUACAGCAAGAUGGACCAAGGUAAUAAGAAGGGUCCUCUGGGCCGCUGGGACUUUGACACUCAAGAGGAAUACAGUGACUACAUGAACAACAAAGAGGCGCUGCCAAAGGCUGCCUUUCAGUAUGGCAUCAAAAUGUCAGAGGGCAGGAAGACUCGUCGCUUUAAAGAGACCAAUGAGAAGGCCGAAUUAGACCGUCAAUGGAAGAAAAUCAGUGCUAUCAUUGAGAAGAGAAAGAAGAUGGAGGCAGAUGGGGUGGAUGUCAAACGACCAAAAUAUUAAAGCUUCAUAAUUUCAUCAUUACGCUGCAUGUAUAUGAGAUAUAUACACAUAUAUACAUAAAAAAUUCAGAACUUAUUAAACUACUUCAAAGAGUUCUCAUCAAAAAAUCCUCCACGUGCAGCAAUGACAGCUUUGUAGAUCCUUGUCAUUCUAGCUGUCAGUUUGUCCAGAUACUCAGGUGAAAUUUCACCCCACACUUCCUGUAGCACUUGCCAUAGAUGUGUCUUGUCGGGCACUUAUCACACACCUUACAGUCUAGUUGAUCCCACAAAAGCUCAAUGGGGUUAAGAUCCAUAACACACUUUUCCAAUUAUCUGUUGUCCAAUGUCUGUGUUUCUUUGCCCACUCUAACCUUUUCUUUUUGUUUUUCUGUUCCAAAAGUGGCUUUUUCUUUGCAAUUCUUCCCAUAAGGCCUGCACCCCUGAGUCUUCUCUUUACUGUUGUACAUAAAACUGGUGUUGAGCAGGUAGAAUUCAAUGAAGCUGUCAGCUGAGGACAUGUGAGGCGUCUAUUUCUCAAACUAAAGACUCUGAUGUACUUAUCCUCUUUAGUUGUACAUCUAGCCUUCCACAUCUCUUUCUGUCCUUGUUAGAGCCAGUUGUCCUUUGUCUUUGUAGUUUUCACCUUUUGUAUGAAAUCUUCAAGCAUUGCAAUUGCCUACAUUCCUCAAAACAAUGAUUGACUGACAAGUUUCUAGAGAAAGCUGUUUCUUUUUAGCCAUUUUUGACCUAAUGUUGACCUUAAGACAUGCCAGUCUAUUUCAACACAAACACAAUGUUAAGAUUCAUUAAUCAAACCAAAUAGCUUUCAACUGUGUUUGAUAUAAUGGCAAGUGAUUUUCUAGUACCAAAUUAGCAAUUUAGCAUGAUUACUCAAGGAUAAGGUGUUGGAGUGAUUGGGGCCUGUCUAGAUUUGAUCAAAAAUGGCUUUUUUCAAAUGGUGAUGGUGCUGUUUUUUACAUCAGUAAUGUCCUGACUAUACUUUGUGAUCAGUUGAAUGCCAUUUUGGUGAAUUAAAGUACCAAUUUCCUUCCGAAA
Myxocyprinus asiaticus (Chinese sucker) is the source of this 2775-nucleotide messenger RNA. RefSeq names its product protein Red-like. The record is from RefSeq and is a predicted model, not a curated record. NCBI's taxonomy places the organism in Eukaryota, Metazoa, Chordata, Actinopteri, Cypriniformes, Catostomidae. The coding region runs from base 101 to 1738 and encodes 545 amino acids. Gene Ontology annotation, cellular component: nucleus. Gene Ontology annotation, biological process: mRNA splicing, via spliceosome. The transcript has 20 exons.